Wallemia mellicola CBS 633.66 is the source of this 1762-nucleotide messenger RNA. Its product is annotated as SSrecog-domain-containing protein. The transcript has 6 exons. The record is from RefSeq and is a predicted model, not a curated record. Bases 1 to 1695 code for a protein of 564 amino acids. Gene Ontology annotation, cellular component: nucleus; FACT complex. NCBI's taxonomy places the organism in Eukaryota, Fungi, Basidiomycota, Wallemiomycetes, Wallemiales, Wallemiaceae. Gene Ontology annotation, molecular function: DNA binding; histone binding; nucleosome binding.
AUGUCUGUUGACUUUGAUAAAAUAUUUCACGAACUCAAUCCAACUCCUGGUAUUCUUAGAUUACAACAAGGCGGUUUAGGUUGGAAAUCCGCUGAUAAUCUUGUUACUAUCGCUGCAGAUGAUAUAUCUUACAUGCAAUGGAUGAGAGUAGCAAGAAACUUCCAGUUAAAAAUAGGCCUCAAAAGUGAAAAAGAAAGACAAACAUUUGAUGGUUUAGUUAGAGAUGAUUAUGAAAGAUUAAGUAAAACAGUUAAAGAAUUCUACGGUGUUACUUUAGAAACACGUGAAAUAUCUUUUAGAGGUUGGAAUUGGGGUAGAACAGAAUACAGAGGUUCAGAUUUAUCUUUCCAAGUUUCAGGUAGAACUAUGUUCGAAAUUCCAGUACAAAAGAUCGCAAACUCAAACAUCGCAUCAAAAACUGAAGUUUCCUUAGAAUUUAUAGAUCCAACUGCAUCUGCUCAAGGUGAACCAACGAGUGGUCCUUCCUCUUCACGUAGAGCUGAUGAACUUGUUGAAAUGAGAUUUUAUAUACCAAAUUCAUCAAAAGCUCGCGGUUUCAUUGGUGAUAAUGAUGAUGAUGAUUCCAAAUCUCAGAAAUCUGAUCAAGAGGAACAAUCAGUUGCACAAUUAUUCCACGAUCAAAUCAAAGAUAAAGCAGAAAUUGGUAAAGUUUCUGGAGAUGGCUUGGUUGUCUUUAAUGACAUUUUGGUCGUUACACCAAGAGGACGUUACGAAAUCGAUAUGUACCCAACAUUCAUUAGGUUGAGAGGUAAAACAUAUGACUACAAAAUACUAUACUCUUCAAUAAAGCGUCUAUUCGUUUUACCAAAAACUGAUGAUAUGCACGUUUUAUUAGUCGUUGGAUUAGAUCCACCGAUUAGACAAGGUCAAACUAGAUAUCCAUAUAUUACAAUGCAAUUCCCUAACAAUGAAGAGUUGGAUGCAACUAUCAACAUGGAAGAAUCUGAAAUUCAAGAAAAAUAUGGUGAUAGAUUACAAAAGCAUUAUGACGCACCUGCAUACCAAGUUGUUGCACAAGUAUUUAGGGGUUUGAGUGGUAAAGAUAUCACCACACCAAAGACGUUCAAGAGCUUCUCAAAUCAACCUGCAAUCAAAUGUAAUGUUAAAGCUAACCAAGGUGAUUUAUACGUCAUGGAAAAAUCAUUAUUCUUCGUAACAAAGCAACCAAUCUACAUUCCAUUCAGUGAUAUUCAAUCAGCUCAAUUUGCAAGAGUUGGCGGUGCAAUUUCUUCAAGUCGCACAUUCGAUUUAAGAAUUGUUCAGAAAUCUGGUACAGAGAACGUAUUCAGUGGUAUAAACCGUGAAGAGCACGAGCCACUUGAGGAGUUCUUCACAAAUAAGAAAAUCAAAACAAAGAACAACCUCAAUGAGGAUCUUAUUGGUGCACCAAUACAAAUUCAAGAAGAAAGUGAUUCAGAGAUGGAUGAAGAUGACAAACGUGCAAGCAAAGCAAACGUUGGUCAACGAGAUGAAGAUGAUGAAUCUGAAGAAGAUGAAGACUUCGAGGCUUCUUCAUCCGAUGAAGGAUCACCUUCUGAAGCUUCAUCAGAUGAGGAAGAAGAUGAUGAUGGUGAUAAGAAGAUGUCUAAAAAAUCGAAAGAUAGUGAAGGUCCACCAAAGAAGAAAGCACGUAAAGAAAAAUCUGAUGAAGUUGUGCAGAUGGAUAGUGAUUAGGAUCACACAGAAAAGUCUCUUUAGGGGGUUUUGUAUUUAUUUAUACACAAUUUAUCUAUUACAAUAA